AUGCCCGAAACUACAAAGAAGAGGAUCAAAAGGUCCCGUUUGGGAUGCCAUCGGUGCAAGAAGCUAAAGAUCAAGUGCUCCGAGGAUAGACCGGCUUGUGUGUCUUGUUCGAAGGCCAACGCUUCGUGUGACUACUCGUUGAAACUCACAUGGGGUGGAAGACCUUAUAAGAACGCAGAACGAAGAAAAGCAUCUCAGAUCCAGGGGAAGGUCCCUGCGUCUCAGAAGGGAGGAGGCACUAACCCUGGAGAGAUAACGUUUGUUGCAAGCAAAUACGAUAAGACGGCAACUGCUGCUAAAAACGACGACCAGCUGGCACUGGUGGUUGCAGCUCCUGCUGAAAAACCUGAAGUUGUUGGACCAGUUAAACUGGAGAUUAUUGAUGAUCUUGUGACUGAUAUGGCUCCUUCGGUGUCACAUACAUCUACAAACUUAUCCUACUCGCUGCAAAACGAAAGCGUUUCGAUGUCUCCAGAAAGAGGUUUGUCUCCUCCUGAUGAGACUUCUGCUCCGUUUUCACUCAUGCACAAUACUGUGUCUCCGGAUCGGAAUCUUGACCAUAUUGCAUCUCCCUCGAAUCAUCACUCAAUUUCAGUAUUAAACGGUAUGAUCGAUGGUUUCUCUCAUGAUUUACUAGACUUUGAAAGACAUGCUGAGAGUAAUCUAAGGUCUACCAGUACGAACUCGCCGAAAGCUGAUAUACAUGGCUGGUCACCAAAUGCUGUCAUGAAAUCUCCAUCGAUUGGACCAGUUCAGCUGAUUAACUCGUCGCCUUCUGCAAGUGAUCCGCUACUGAGAUACCAUUCACUUCUACCUCAGCCUUCUCCACCAGAGGCUUCUCAAGCAUUGCAUACAUUGUAUUCUAUUCCUCCACAACUCACGCCGUUACCAGACAUUAUGUUAAGAGUGCCAUGUUACCGUCAGUUACUCAAGUUCUGGGUUGAAGUUGCCUCAGAUGAACUUGUUCCCGCUCCUUCUCAUCUUUAUACUGAUAAUCCAUUUAAGGUGUUGGUGCCGCAGAUGGCUAUGCGCUAUCCUGGUGUUUUGACAACAGUUCUAGCGUUUGCAGCUCGUUGGAGAGGUGUAUUGACGAAUGAUCUUGAAGACGCAACUGAACUUGUUGAUCAACUAUUAAACCGUUCAUGUAAUGAACUUCUUAAACAACUUCAGAAUGAAGAAGAAGCAACGUCGGAUGGUGCCCUACUCACUGCAUUGCUUCUCUCUUGUUAUGAAGUGGUUAACUCCAACGAUUUUGAUAAGCAUAGAACACAUACAAUUGGCGCAAGUCAGAUUGUCUUCGCCAGGACGGCUGGCAAAGAAAAUCAACACAGCUCCCCGUCAUCUGAGGACUCAGACAAUUCAGACCGCUCGCUCUCGGUGGUAUACAACAGAGAUGAGAGUAACACUGCAUUUUUCUUGACUAGAUGGUUCUUCUAUGUCGACGUUCUUGGAGCACUUUCAGCUACACGAGGUCAAGACAAGUAUCUUCGUGGAUACCGCAACACUUCUUACACCCCGGUCAACACUGUUAACUUCUCGUUUAAUAAUGUUCAAGAUCUUGACCUUCGAAAUGAUAUCGACUUUUUCAUGGGUUUUGACAGCCGUAUCAUUCCACAUCUUAUCAAUAUUGCCCUUUUAAUACGAGAGGUAGAAAGGCUAGAGCCGUGGACUGAUGACAUUUCGCCUCUGUUACCAUUAUGGAUUGUCUCGGCGGCAUUGGAAUUGAAAGCCCAAUUAACUACUGCCCAUACGGCUGGUGAAGCAAGAAGGCAAGCUCGGACGGAACGGUCAAUUGACACCACUCUUAAGAGCGACUCCAGGCUGGAGAAGCAAAAGGGUAUCGAUAAGCUUUUGGCACAUGAUAAUACCCUUCGUGCUACUAAUAAGUUAUUCUUCUACAUGGGAAUGAUCAACCUCUACCGGCGAGUGCUCAAGAUCCCUCGCCUGUCUCCAAUAAUCCAAGACAUUGCAAACGAUAUGGCCGAUGUUCUUCGAUUUGGAGUCGAACCAAGAAGCUCUGCAGAGCUUUGUACUAUAUUUUGCCACUUUUGUGCUGGUUGUGAAUUACUAGACACCGAGAGAAGGCAACACAUCUACGAGAGACACUCAUGGAUGGCACAGUCCGGCAACAAUAACGCCACCAAGAGUUUAAAAGUGAUGGCUCGAUGCUGGGAGACUGGAGAAGAUUGGAUUUCAGCGGCCGAAGCCCUUGAUAUCGAUCUAGUCUUGAUGUAA
Candidozyma haemuli is the source of this 2235-nucleotide messenger RNA. It is a transcript of the gene ZCF32, whose product is annotated as Zcf32p. The record is from RefSeq and is a predicted model, not a curated record. Gene Ontology annotation, cellular component: nucleus. NCBI's taxonomy places the organism in Eukaryota, Fungi, Ascomycota, Pichiomycetes, Serinales, Metschnikowiaceae. Bases 1 to 2235 code for a protein of 744 amino acids. Gene Ontology annotation, molecular function: DNA-binding transcription factor activity, RNA polymerase II-specific; zinc ion binding; transcription cis-regulatory region binding. The transcript has a single exon. Gene Ontology annotation, biological process: positive regulation of transcription by RNA polymerase II.